Messenger RNA from Cladocopium goreaui, 1416 nucleotides. The record is from the annotation of a GenBank genome assembly. NCBI's taxonomy places the organism in Eukaryota, Dinophyceae, Suessiales, Symbiodiniaceae.
GUAUACGAAACCGUUGUGGCCAUCGUCUCAAUGGUGGCCAUGGUCUGUGCUGCACGCGCUUUCGUUUGGUCAUUGACCGUGCUAUCAAUUCUCAGUGUUGGACUUGGUCAUGACAGCUGUUGCGCCAAGGCAGCCAUGGUGGGAGAAAGUGAAGUGACCAUGGUACCCGAUAUGAAUGCAAGAAAGCCAGAGGACUGGGAUGAUGAAGAGGACGGACCAUGGGAGCGGCCAUUAAUUCCCAAACCACCUGAUGCCGUGGUGACUAUUUUUUUCCGAGAUCUCUUGAACACAUUGGAAGAUGCGAGUCCCUGGCUUCUGCUUGGACUUCUUCUAAGUGGGGUCGUCAAAGCCGUGACUCCAACAAGCUUUGCUCAGCAGAUGCGUGGCUCAGGCGGUCUCCCAUUGGCCAAAGGUGCCUUCUUGGGAUUGAUGAGCCCUUUGUGCAGCUGCAGCGCCCUACCAAUGGCCUUAGGGCUUGUGACGGCAGGUGCCAGUCCAGGAGCUGCUGUUGCUUUUGUUGUCUCAGCUCAGGCUGCAGGCGUGGACUCUCUCCUCUUCACAGUUGGAAUUCUGGGCCUCCGCUGUGCCAUUGCGAGAACUCUUGCAGCUGGCCUCUUGGGGAUGGCAGCGGGCUUUGUCACGCCCUCUGGCGCAAACGGGCUCAACAGAAGCAGCAAAAGAAUGGCUGAUCCUGAUGCCUGUCCAAGCACUUCUGGAAGUUGGCUUCAAUGUGUAGGUAGGGGCCUUCAAGAGGCUUUGACUGAUGACUUCGAUGAGAUUGCACCAUCUCUCAUGCUGGGCUUCAGCAUCGCUUCACUACUUGCUGCGCUGUUGCCUGCCGGUGGUCUUGCGCAGAUAGCUUUGCUGGGAGGCCUUUGGGGCCGUGCCUCUGCAAUUGCUGUCGCUCUACCUCUGCAGUUCUGCGAGCAUGCUUCUGUUCCAUUGGCAGUUGCUCUCCAGAAAGCAGGGGCCACCGGCGGCCUCUCUUUUGCCGUUCUUGCAUCCUUGCCCGCAAUCAACUCAGCCUCCAUCGCACUGGUGGCUCAACUGGCUGGCCUGCGAGCAGCGUUGCAAGUUCUUCUUAUGAUUUGGCUAUGUGGAAUUUCUUUGAGCUACAUCGCUGACUUUGCCAAUGCAGAGGUGGUCCAGGUCGGUCAUUCUCAUGACGGUUUGCCACAGUGGUUCGUGUACAUCAGCAAGCCUUUGAUGGGUGUUAUUGCUUCACUUUCCGUUUGGCGCCUCUCCAGCUUUGGCACUGCAACAAGGGCUACAGGCUUCCUUGGAAUCGUGUUUACUCUUUAGCCCGCUGAAACAUAUCUUGCCCGCUGACGGUGUGAAUUUCACAAUUGGCUUGCCAAAGACGUGACCAACGACGUGAUGGAACCUGUCUGGUGGGGACAGUCGAUAAGGAAAAGG